UUUCAAAUUCCAAGGAUAUUGGAAGGUUGUCGCGCCAAUGAGUUGGGAGUUGCUCCGUUUGCCAGAGUACAUUACAAGGGCGUUAACUGAUUGUGGUUUGAAACAGCCUACGCCAAUACAGUUAAAAUCUAUUCCACCUGCGCUGGAGAAUGGCUCUGACAUUUUGGGAUCAGCUCCUACAGGGAGCGGAAAAACGUUGGCAUUUGGGAUUCCAUUGAUAGCUAGAAUAUAUUUGUUGAAGUGUUCCGAGAAUCAGACUUGUGACGAAGAAGUAACAAAUGAAGAUGUGACUGAUUUGACCUAUAAUAAACAAAACCAAGAUGAUCUUGAGCAAAAUUCUUGUACUGAACCUUCUACAAAAAAGAGAAAGAAAAAGAAGACCAAAAUUUAUUCAGAUUUAGAUGUUAUCGAGGAAUUGAUGCAGACACUGGUGAAGUCCGUACAAUGUAUUCCCUUGACAACAUUUCUACAAUAUGUCGUGAGACAAUUCCACCCAUCAAACAUCCUAUCUCUUUUUUAUCACAAAUGAAAGGCAAUCGCAUUUAUGGGCUUGUUCUGGUUCCUACUCGAGAACUAGCUAUUCAAGUUACUCAACAUCUUCGUGCAUUAACCAAGCAUAUCAACUGUAUUCGUAUUGAAACUAUCGUUGGUGGAAUAUCAGUUGAUAAACAACUUCGACUUCUUCAACGAUGUCCAGAUAUCCUCGUUGCUACUCCUGGAAGAUUAUGGUAUUUUAUUCAACAGGAAGAACCUCAUGUGCUUACCUUACACAACGUUAAUAUAAUUGUAAUCGAUGAAGCUGAUCGAAUGAUUGAAGCUAAUCACUUUAAUGAUUUACGUGCAAUUUUUGACUGGUUACACACAAAAUCAUCAGUAAAUAAUCAUAUAGCUAAUAAAGAGGAUACAACAGUUACACUGGAUAAUUCUAAAAAGAUUAUCAAUGUUAAACGAAAACGUAAAACAGUGCAAAAUACAAACAAUUCUUGUAUAAUUAACGUACAACGUCAGACAUUAGUUUUUUCUGCCACUCUUACCUUUGUUCAUACUAAUGCAAUGAAACCAGGCACUGGAUUCAAAAAUCAUAAACUUCUAUCACGAAAUAAAAGUACUAUGACACCAAAAAUAAAACUUGCUAUGUUACGUGAAAUGUUUGGUCUUAGAAAAUCAGUCAAAGUAAUUGACUUAUCAUCAAGUCAUCCUGUUGAUCAAACCAAUUCAAAUCUAUCUUCAGAUUGUCAACCAGUUUGUCCUGAUAGUCUUUCUGAAUUUCGUCUUUUAUGCCCAAGUCAACCAAGUAAAGAUAUUCGAUUAUUUUGGUUUAUCACCUUUGGUCGUCAUCUUGCUUUAUCUUCAUCAGAAGAGGGAUACACUCCUGCCAAACUUUCUAAUCAACGAUGUCUAAUUUUUUUAAACAGUAAAUCUGGUGUACGUCGAUUAGCUGGUGUGUUGCGUCAAUUGCUAAACUCUAAUGCUUUUUGUGUAUCUGGAUAUCCACCACUGCAACAUAUUAAUGUCUUACACGCUGAUAUGGUUCAAAAGCAAAGAUUACGUGCUCUUGAACGAUUCCAAGCUGAUCAAAAUGGGAUUCUACUUGCUAGUGAUGUAGCAGCCCGGGGUUUAGACUUGGCAUCAAAUGAUGUCAUUGGAUCCAAUGGUGUAUCAUGGGUUGUACAUUUUGAUGUACCACAUACAGCCGAACUGUAUAUUCAUCGAUCUGGACGUACAGCUAGAGCGAAUCGUCAUGGGACAAGUUUGUUGUUCAUUUCACCAAAAGAAAUUGUUCAUUGGCGUCGAAUUGCAAUCAGUCUCAAAAGAUCUAACCCAGAGCUAGAAGAUUUUAUCGUUCAACCGACAAAUAUCAACUUGACUAUCUGUGAACAAAUUGUUCAAUUAGCAAAACAAAUUGAUAUACAAGAGCACAGGAAUUCUCGAACAGCAGCAAAUGAUAACUGGUUCACUAAAGCGGCUAAAGACGCUAAUAUUCUACUCGAUGAUGAGUCAGAAGAUGAAGAGUUUAAUGGGAAAAGAAAUUCGUCGAAGAAAAAUCCGGAUGAUACCAAACCUUUGAAGUCACAGCUACGUCAGGUAUGUUAAAUUUUUUAUUACUACUAGUAUUCUGCAUAUUAUUACUUCUCUUUAUUUACGUUCUAUAUCCUAUACAGCUGUACGGCAUUGAACAUUUCCUCUUAAUCGUUUCAACGUUCUCUAUCAUCGUUGGGGUUGGUUUAGGAAGUUGACUUACAACUAAGUGGGUCAUGGGUUCGAGAACCGCUCCGCUUACCAGGGUAGUAUCAUUAACCUUCGCACAACAGGUAUGGCUCAUUGCCUACUGCAAGAAUAUGCACAAGGUUACUGAAUAGUAGGUCUCGACUUCUUGUUUGUCAUCACACACUUUGUGAUGUCAGUUAACGUUUUCAGGAGAUACUCCAAAGUGGUAAUAAAGGUUUUGAUUUCUACCUUGACAUAUAUUCUUCCGGCGGACUACUAGGAAACUGUUUCAGACUAAAAAUAAACAGCUGUCAUGAGUAUUCUGAUUUCAAAGGAUUUUGUUUUAUGAUAAUGAUAGUUUCAGUCUAGUUGACCAGUAUUGGAAAAGUCGAAAUUCCCGAAGAGGUGACUGAAGCAUUUUUGAUAUGCGUUUCUCAUCUAUCAAUUAGAAGAUGAUGUUUUCCUUCUGAUCUACACAGACUUUUUAGUUUACUAAUCGAGAACAAAAUAAUAGAAUGUGUUGAGUUGAUCCUCAAAAGAACUGUUUGGAAUCUGCUAACACCUGGACCACCCUUGUCGCUGGUGAAAAAUAUUCAACCACCUGCCAAUAUAUAUGUCGAAAGGUGAGUAGACUGCGCAUCAGUUUGAUAUUCCUAAUUGUGCGGCUGUGGAAGUUAACCAUAGGUGUUUUCAUAGCAUUGUUCACGUAUGGUGGAAUCACCAUGUAAGCAAUAUGGAUGGUAGAUGAGGGGUUACUAGGCAAGCAAGGGAAGGUUACUAAUGUUGACCGACUGGCAUGGCUUAGAUAUGCAUUACGCAUGUCGAGCCCACCACCACCUACCUGGAUGUAUCAUGUUUGUCGACGUAGUGUUAAGUUGGCCAAAUCAUAAUAUUGCAGCAGUUGAUGAAGUCUUGAUUCUUGAUCUGAGCUGUAUAGUGACAUGAAAACUGGAUUCACGGGGACCACAAGAAGGCAUCAGCGUUAGGUAACACCCGGCAACUAUUUAAAUUUAUUGAGGAUACUGGCAACAGGAAAACUAUAUUUAGUGAAACCAUCACCAAAAAGGAUGGGCCGUUGAUAACCUCUCAGAAUAGACGGCUACAACAUUGGUCUACAACUGGCCCAACGCUUCAGUUACUCAGAAUCAAACCUGAAACAGAAUAAGACGUAGAUGUGGGUCUUCCACCUCUCGUCAAAGUUGAGAAAGCUAUUUUGAAACCUCAAACUAAGUAAAGUAGCAGAACCUGACGGUUUCCCACCCGACAUUUUUAAGGAUAAAUGUGGGAAAUUACUGAGUAGAGUAACGAAGGUACUAAGCAGUAUAUAGGAAUCAGAGGUAGUUCCGUCAGAGUGGUCUACUUCACUGAUCAUCCUGUUCUUUAAGAGGAGAGACCGGCCUUCCUGUGGUAACCAUUGGGGAAUCAGUUCGACUAAUAUUGUGUCCAAGAUCUUUGGAUCCAUAGGUUUCUGUUGCCUAAGUGAAGCUCGACAACAAUAAACUCGAAAAAGCUGGGCAGAUUUCAGACUUGAGUGAGAGUGUAUUAGUCAAAUUUUCACUUUUUGACAGUUCCUGGAACACAGACAUACUUAUUGGCCAACUGCCAACAGUUUCCACAUUUCUUGAGGCGAAGGCGGCAUUUGACUCUGUUGACUGCGAGAUGUAGCUGUGUUUGGUUGAAAUGAGUAUCAAGCAAGUAUGUAGUGCUAUUCGAAGCUCUCUACUCGAACUCACACAGUCGUGACAAGGCUUAUGGAGAGUUGUCAUCAGGAUUGAAGACAGCUAGUGGUGUUUGGUAGGGAUGCCCACCGUUCCUGUUUAACUUCGUCAUAGAGGUACUAGCGGACAUAGCCUUAGUACGUCUGACGUCAUAGAGAUUGAUCUACUUCCUGGAGGUGUGUGGUUGACUUGCCGUACUCAGAUAAUGUUGUCCUGCUAGGUGAAGGCGCUGACGCAGUGCAAGGUCUUGUGAACGCGUUGAGCGGAAAUCUGAGUGUGUGACUGAUAUGCGUUUGGUGGCACCUGUCAAAUGUAAGAUGAUGCUGCAGGACUGGUCAGCUGUAAGUGCUCUCCCAGUUUAAUGAUCGGGAAUGUAUCGACCACCGCACUUACUUGGGGAGUAGCAUCAACCCGAACAGGCUGGUGGCAGACGAAAUCUCAGCCUGGAUACAGAAGGUUAGUUUGGGAUUUUCGAGCUUGUUUUAUCCUGUAAUGCCGACUGACGAGAUAUUCAACUAUGUAUGAAACGACAAGUAUACUGCACUCCAGUUUGUUCUAUCUUUUUAUACAGCUGUAAAACAUGACUAUUGAAAGUAGAAGAUAUGAAGCAGUUACUGGGUUUUGAUCAUAGGUGUCUUGGUAGCAUUUCUCUUUGAUGAUAGAAUCAUCGUGUGAGCGAUGUUGAGGUCGGGCGAAGGGUACUAGGAAGAAAGGCAAGUUAGUCUAUGAGGUUGUGGACCUUCAUUGACUAAGGUGGCUUGGACAUGUACUGUGUAUGCCGGCGCAACAACCAACCCCAUGUGCGAUGCUAGGGAAAGUUGGACUAAGACGUGACACUAGUACGUAAAGUCUCCAGCUGUUGAUCGGAGCCGUGUAGAGAGGUGUAAACUACCUGAUUGUAGUCCCUGAGACGAUAGGAAUCAAUGGUUGAGAGGACUGUUGGUCACAUGGCUGAAAAUCGAUCGUAGAAUCGCAGAUGUAUUCAUUAGCCUUUAUUUUAAUUUCCCCCCUUCUCCCCCCCCCCCACACCUUUGUCUGCGUUUAUAUCAGUCUUUCCUAUACACUUGUUUUUUGUAUAAUACUGUGAAUUUUGGCAAGUUGAACAGAUACACUUGUGUUCAAGGCUCUACAUUGAUUUUGUCUGUCUUCUUAUCUGCUCUUCAAGACGAUAAACAUCAAUAUUGUGGAACUCUUUAAGACACUGCUUGAAAUCACUCAUAGUGACGUAAAUGGAUACACUCUUUGUUACGUUUAAUGUCUUCAGCAUUUCACGAGUCUCUAUCCGUUUAUUCUCUCAACUGUCAUAUACAUAUCGUGAGCUAACAGAAGUUGGAAAUAUGGAGCAUUGGAUUCUGACCCAGUGGCUAGCUCAAUGGUAACGCGCUGGCCGCGGAACCUGAAGGUCGUGGGUUUGAUCCCUGGCGGGGUCGUAGGUGCGCACUACUGAGCAGUCCCAUACUAGGUGGACGAAACAGCUGUCCAGUGCUCCCAGAUUUCUUUUGUUCCUCCAACUGAUGUCAGUCUUCGAUGAAUAACAACUUGAAAUAUACAUUUGUCUACUCUAUUAUCAUCAUUUUUCUGUCCACCUGUUGUUUGCAUACUAGUGGUAUGUGUAUCAACUUGUCUGCCACAUUCAGCGUGUUUAUAUGUUUGACAGGCUUCAUAGUUUUUAGCUUUGUUUACUUGGGACAGAUUACUUGAGUUGAAUAAACAGAAUCAGUCAUAGUGUCAAACAAUCAGCUGAAAUAAACAGUCGUUAUUCGUUUCAAUUAUGCCUCCAUACGUUUUUUUAUUUUAUUUCCUUUAAUUAAGCACCGUAAAAAUGUUGACCUCCUGAAUAGGUAGUCUUUCCUGUCAGCUGUUAGUCGUCAAUUAUACUUGAUUAGUGACUCUUUGUGUUUACCGACCUAUUCACUGUUUUUGUUUUGUUUUUAUGGAUAUUUCUCUUCAGUUGAUCGUCGUUUCACGAGGAAAACUGGUCAAACCGACUAGUGGUCAGACAAAAUACUUGGAUUCAUCAAUUCAAACGCUUUCAAAGCUCAAAUUGCUAAAACAAUCAUGUACAGUCUAAUUAUUGUUAGUUUCCUAUAACUAUUUUUGUAAAUAUUAUCUAUGGGAAUAUCUGUACCUGAAAAAAAUACUAUUUGCGAACAUAUCUAUCAAUAAAACAUAUGGAGGCCUAAG
Messenger RNA from Heterobilharzia americana, 6110 nucleotides. Lineage: Eukaryota; Metazoa; Platyhelminthes; Trematoda; Strigeidida; Schistosomatidae. The record is from the annotation of a GenBank genome assembly.